This is a messenger RNA of Xenopus tropicalis (tropical clawed frog), 1884 nucleotides long. RefSeq names its product basic helix-loop-helix family member e40 (gene bhlhe40). The coding region runs from base 93 to 1250 and encodes 385 amino acids. Gene Ontology annotation, molecular function: protein dimerization activity; DNA binding. Gene Ontology annotation, cellular component: cytoplasm; nucleus. Gene Ontology annotation, biological process: DNA-templated transcription; regulation of DNA-templated transcription; negative regulation of transcription by RNA polymerase II. The record is from RefSeq and is a predicted model, not a curated record. NCBI's taxonomy places the organism in Eukaryota, Metazoa, Chordata, Amphibia, Anura, Pipidae. The transcript has 5 exons.
UUUAACCAGAGGCUGAGGCGCAGCAGGGCUGCAUUACCUAGCGGGGAAAGGUACUCAGUGUCAGCCUUGGGCACACUCUCAGCCCGACCUUCAUGCCCCUGACUGGAAUAUACACACCCACCUGCUCUAUUGCUAAAGCGCAGACCCUCAGGCUGCCCACAACUCUGGAUUGUGCCAUGGAGAGAAUGCCCAGUGCCCAGCCCGCCUGUCUGGACAGACCUCCUUCCCUGUCUGGGAUGGAUUUCUCCCAUAUGUAUCCGGUGUUUAAACACAGGAAAGCUCUGAAGAGGUGCGAGGAGAGCAAGCAGGACACAUACAAGCUGCCACACCGGCUCAUUGAGAAGAAGCGUCGGGAUCGGAUCAAUGAAUGCAUCGCUCAGCUGAAAGACCUGUUGCCAGAGCACCUCAAACUGACGACUUUGGGUCACCUUGAGAAAGCCGUGGUUCUGGAGCUGACCUUGAAGCAUGUGCGGUCUUUGUCCAGUCUGAUUGAGCAGCAACAGCAACAGAUUCUUACACUUCAGAGUGGGUCCCCUUCUGAGGAAAACAGAAUAUCUGCUGAAGAAAUGUUCCAUUCGGGGUUCCAGCUCUGUGCGGAGGAGGCUUUACGUUUCCUGCAGGGUGGAGAAAGAAAAGAACUGGUUGCCCACCUCCACCGGGUGGCUUCAAAGCUUGGCCCUGCCAGUUUUCCAAAAGUUACGGAGAAACCUGUACCUAAGGUGCAAGCAACCAACUGUGUCCCUGUUAUAUGUCGGGCAGCCCCUCUCCCAUCUGGAGAACAGAGUGGGACCGAUACAGAUACCGACAGUGGUUAUGGAGGGGAGGCUGAUAAGGGUGAAUGCCAUCACGAGGGAACAGAGAAGGAAGAGGCCCCCACCUUGGAAAGGAUCAUCAAACAAGAGAAGGAUGAGAUUCCCAAAAAGAAACCCAGGAUGGAGGCCACAGAGGAAGAAACACGAUUUUGCAGUGACCUCUCAUCUUUGGGUGUUUAUCCAGCUCAGCCUCCCUUAUGCCUUCCCUUUUAUUUAAUACCUCCUUCAGCCUCUACCUAUCUUCCCAUGCUGGAAAAGUAUUGGUACCCUGGGUCAGUGCCCAUGAUAUAUCCUCCAAUAUCACAUUCUAGUCUAUUGAAUCAAGAUACUUCUAAGCCUCAGCAUACCAGCCCUCAAACUGUGUCACCCUUGGAUUCUUCCGCACUGCUACAAGCUCUCAAACAAAUGCCUACCCUAGGUACGGAACCUAAGGACUGACCUAAUAAUGGUAAUUACCAUGGCAAUGCCACCAGUAGAAUCCAACAAAGAAGGAUCAUUGGCUCCUCAGUAUGAGAUGCCCAUGGAACAGGUAUCAGCCACCCCAGAAGAGGUCCAAGGAGAUGGCAGACAAUUCUAGGAGAGGAGCUGAAGGAUUGGGCACUAUAGGUCACUGGUCCUGUUUGUCAUUUAGGAUGCUUUUCAUUAUUGUGUUAUACUGCACACUACAGGACAAAACAUUUGAGCCAACGCGGUGAUGAUCUGUGAAGAUGCCUCUGUCUUGAACUUCUGGUUGAUUUUUGGAAGCUGCUAAAAUCAACAGAGAUGAAUGUAAGGCAUAAAAAGACUUAACCUUACAGCGUGACAUACAGAAAGCCCAAAGGAAACAAACCCCGUUUCUAAUCAGUGGGCCCACAUUUUCUUUGCAAGCCACAAGGCCCCCCAAAGAACUCCUGGCUUGCUGAAGAUAAAGGCCUAAGGAUAUUGCACUUUAUAUUCAGAAUACAUAACUAUUCCAUUCCUUUAGGUCCCAAACCUACCUGGAGGUAAUCAGGUGCCCCCUGCAGUUCCAGGAAUAGCACAUAUUUUAAUGUAUUAAUAUUUUUGGGAAAAAUAAAAUCUUUAUUUCUUUGAC